AUGGCAGCAAGGAGCACCGCAAAGCGCACGGGUCUGUUUGGUCGCCUGAAAAACGGCUUAGCUAAAACGCGCACUCAGUUAGCGCAGGGUGUGGGUAACCUGCUGCUCGGCGAGCGUGAGAUCGACGACACUGUCCUGGAGGACCUGGAGACAGCUCUGCUCAUCACCGAUGUUGGUAUAGAUACCACAACCAGCAUCAUGGCGGAUCUGGCUCAGCAGGUGAAACGUAAAGAGCUUAAUAAUACGCGAGCCCUGCACGGUGCGUUAGGUCGUUUGUUGAAGGCCCGCCUGGAGCCCCUGCAGAAAGAUUUGACGCUGACAGACAAAAAGCCGCACGUGAUCUUUUUUGUUGGGGUCAACGGCGUAGGCAAAACAACAACUAUUGGUAAACUGGCCAAGCAGUUACAGAAUCAGGGUAAAAAUGUCAUGUUGGCCGCGGGUGAUACCUUCCGCGCAGCAGCAGUUGAACAGUUACAGGUGUGGGGUGAGCGCAACAACGUGCCGGUUAUUGCUCAGGCCCAGGGAUCUGAUAGUGCUUCAGUGGCGUUUGAUGCUCUGCAAUCCGCGCAGGCGCGCGGCGCUGAUGUGUUACUGGUAGACACCGCGGGCCGGCUGCAGGAUAAAGCCCAGCUUAUGGAUGAAUUGAAAAAAGUACAUCGCGUGGUCAAGCGUCUCGAUGACUCAGCGCCCCAUGAUGUUGUGCUUGUGCUGGAUGGCGGAGUUGGUCAGAACGCACUCAGUCAGGUGCGUUUGUUUAACGAGGCGGUAGAUCUUACGGGCCUGGCGAUCACCAAGCUGGACGGCAGUGCCAAAGCGGGUGUUAUUUUCUCUAUUGCAGCUUUGCAGGACAUUAACCUGCCGGUUUACUUUGUCGGGGUAGGUGAGGGCAUUGAUGAUCUGCGGCAGUUUGUAGCAGACGAUUUUGUUGAGGCGCUGUUGGAUCAGGAUUUCAAAGACUCCCUCGAGCGCUCCAUGUGUUUCCUCACGGGUCACUCUGGCGCGGGCAAGAGUACCUUCUUAAAGCUCCUGCUGCGUGCUGAAAUGCCGAGCCGGGGACGGCUGCUGGUAAAUGGGGUGGACAUCGUUCAACUGCCGGAUAAACGCCUGCCGCGCUAUCGGCAGAAUCUCGGUGUUGUUUUUCAGGAUCACCACCUGCUUGCACAACGCAGUGUUUUUGAAAACGUCGCCCUGCCCCUGCGGGUGAUGGGAAUGCGUGAACGCGAAGUUGGGCGGCGUGUGCGUGCUGCGCUGACCCGGGUUGAAUUGCUGGGCAAAGAAAACCUGUUUCCACGGCAUUUAUCUACCGGCGAGCAGCAACGGGUGGGCAUUGCCCGGGCGGUGGUGACGCGGCCUAAAAUUCUGCUCGCUGAUGUUGGCACAACAGUCAUUAUUGCCAGCCAUGAUGUUCCUCUGAUCGAAAGUAUGGGUCUGCGGAUACUGAUUGACCCUGGAAGCGCCACAGGAAACGGAUUCGUGACCCGCGCAGCAAAAGAUCCCUGGCGUGGUACCGGGUGGCAACCAUUCGCGUGGGUCAGAGAUCACGCGCGCGUCGGUAGCGAGUCGAUCAAUUUCAUCAGUACCCGUAUCGGCACCAGCUUUUUAGUCUGGCUGGUGGUGGGCAUCGCCCUGGCUUUACCCGCGGGUCUUUGGAUUCUGCAGAUUAAUAUGGAAGCCAUGUCUCAGGGUUGGGAGGGGCGUCCUGGAUUGAGCGUUUACUUCCUGACAGAUGCGAGUCAGGAAGACAUUGAUGUUGUUGCACAGGCGCUCGAAGCUGAUACCGACAUUGCCAGUGUUGCGCUGACAACCGCGGAUCAGGCGCUGGCACAGUUCAAAGAAUACAGCGGUCUGGGUGACGCCCUGGACCUGCUUGGAGAAAAUCCACUGCCCGCUUCGCUCACGGCUCGUUUUGCAGACAAAAUUGACCCUCUUGCACUGGAUGAUCUGCUGGCUUCACUGUCGCAGCUUGCAGGGGUUGCGGAGGUUGUGGUUGAAAAAACCUGGCUGGAGCGGCUCAACGACCUCUCCGCCGUCAUCAGCCGUAUGGGCCUGGUGCUGGCCAUUAUGUUUGGCGUUGGUGCGGUUCUGGUCACAGCCUCUUCUGUGCGGUUGGCGAUAGAAUCGCGUCUGGAUGAGUUACGUGUGCUGAAAAUGGUGGGCGCUACCCAGGGUCAGAUCCGUCGACCGUUUCUCUAUUUCGGAGCGAUAUACGGGUUUGGUGGUGGUGUUAUCGCCGCUAUGUUGAUUGCCUUCACGCUGGUGGUUAUUGAGCCGCCACUGCAGUCACUGCUGGGCAGUUAUCGCCAGGAGUUGCAGCUGGCUGGCUUUAACAUGCUGUUUUUACUGCUAAUCUUGACGACGGGCUGUUUUUUAGGGGUGCUGGGUGCGCUGCUGGCGGUGCGACAGUAUCACAUGUCUACAAACAUCAUGACUCUACCCAGCCUGGCUCCAGGCCGCGACAUCGAUGCGUAUCUGCAGACGAUCAGUCAUUUUCCUGUGCUCAGUACUGACGAGGAAAAAGAGCUCGCUGAGCGUUUUUAUUAUCAGGAAGACCUUGAGGCAGCGCGUCAGCUGGUGCUCAGUCAUCUGCGCUUCGUGGCUCACAUUGCCAGAUCGUAUAAAGGUUACGGUUUAUCCCAGUCCGACCUGAUUCAGGAAGGUAAUGUGGGUUUGAUGAAAGCGGUUAAGCGCUUCAAUCCGGAAGUGGGUGUGCGGCUGGUUUCUUUUGCAGUGCAUUGGAUCAAAGCUGAGAUGCACGAAUUCAUUCUGCGCAACUGGCGCAUCGUGAAAGUUGCAACCACCAAGUCCCAGCGCAAAUUAUUUUUUAACCUGCGUUCAAAUAAGAAGCGCCUGGCGUGGCUGACCGAGGCUGAAAGCCAGGCCAUAGCAGACGACCUUGGUGUGCCGGUGGCUGAAGUCACGCGUAUGGAAGGGCGGCUUUCAGCCAACGAUAUGGCGUUUGACGCAGACGAUAAUGAUGAUGAGCAAGGUACCGCGCCGGUUCACUUUCUCGCAUCCAGCACCCAGGAUCCGGCAGAUAUUGUUGCUGCUGCAGAUCUUGAAAUGGAGCAGAGUGAGCGGCUUUCUGAAGGCUUUGCAACACUGGACAAGCGCAGUCGCGACAUUGUGCAGAAACGCUGGCUGACCGACAAAAAAGCCACGUUGCAUGAGCUUGCAGCCGAAUACGGUGUCUCCGCAGAACGCAUUCGCCAGCUUGAGAAGAAUGCAAUGAAGAAGCUUAAAAAAGCCAUUGCGGCCUGA
Symbiodinium necroappetens is the source of this 3258-nucleotide messenger RNA. NCBI's taxonomy places the organism in Eukaryota, Dinophyceae, Suessiales, Symbiodiniaceae. The record is from the annotation of a GenBank genome assembly.